This is a messenger RNA of Symsagittifera roscoffensis, 2306 nucleotides long. RefSeq lists its product as uncharacterized. Lineage: Eukaryota; Metazoa; Xenacoelomorpha; Acoela; Convolutidae. The record is from RefSeq and is a predicted model, not a curated record. The coding region runs from base 258 to 1721 and encodes 487 amino acids. The transcript has 2 exons.
GGUAUGGUCAGAUUUGGAGUUAACAUAUGACAAUUUUUCACAAAAUGGUUUGUACUUUCAAAAUUGUUGUACUCAUGCUGAAAAAUAUAACAAAAAUAAAUCUUCUUUAUUCUCUCUGAAAGACGCUGCAGCUUAUAGAUCCAAUUUUAAUAACUAAAACCAAAUUAUUCUGAAAUCCAAGUUGCACAUUGAACAGCUAUCCGAAUCGAAUCAGAGCUUACAUAUCUUUGAAACAAAUCAGCGACAACACAAAAGUCAUGAUGAGUGUUAUCGAAUUGGCUGGUUCCGCGAUUAAACAGAAGGCGGGUAGAAUAUGUGACAUUGACAAGUGGGACCCAACAGACAGAGAGAGGAAGUGGCUUCUAAUAUCAGGUGCAAGUGAGCCUCCAAAUUAUAUCCAGCUGUCCGAAAUGGGGGAACGUGAGGCGAGAGAAAGGCGGGACUUAUUUCUUAAAGGUCAAAGUGUGGAUUUCGUGAACAUGGAGAGAGCUGUUGGUCAUCAUCUCUACAACAGAGUGCAAAAUUUGCACAUGAGAAAAGAAGAUGUGAAAUCAAGCGUUCAGAAGUUUUUCCAGCAUUGCAACACUAAAAAAUACAAGCCAAUGCUAUAUUACACUGGCCAUGGGGAAAUGCCAACUGGAAACUGGUGUCUGGCUGACGGUACAGUUGGAAUAGAAGAGAUCUUUGAUUGGAUCCCAACUGGUAUGGAACCCCCAACUAUCUGCACAGACUCAUGUUUCGGAGGAGUGUGGGCUAAUUACUGCAUUAUGAAGAAUGUCCCAGGAUUUCACUGUCUCUCUGCGACGAUAGACUACCAGGCUGCUUAUGAUCACACUGAUGGAGGAGGUGAACUGACACACUACAUGACAGGCAAUGAGAGUAAACUUGAAGAUCAGCGACCUUCCACUGAGCCAAUGUUCAGCAGAGGAACCUUCACUGAAUUCUGUACAAUUGAAAAAUACGGCAAAACUAAUUACAUAGACUUCAUCAGAUUUUAUACGUACAAUAACCUACAGACUUUGAUAUCACAGAGUGUACAUGGCAACAACAUGAUAGCUAUAUUCGAUAAUCACAAAAAGUUUAACACAGGGAAGAAGCAAUUUUUGGUCAGCUCCUCGUUCAAAGAAGUGAAGGAACAAGUAAAAAUUCACACCAAGGCAGGCAUGAAUAUUUUCUCACUUGCAGCUGAUCAGAAAACGGGAAAGUUUUACGUUUAUAUGAUGGAAGAUUUUUUUGGCAAGGCACAGUCCAUUAUGCAAACUGAAGACCCCGAAGAUCUGUUUUUGCCUGGUCUGUCUGUGACUAGUGUCAACUGCCUCAAUAAAAAAUACUUUUUCGUAGUAACUGCCGGUGUGACUCAAUAUGAGAAUAAAGAACAAGUGAUAUUCACAAAGAGCAACAGGUCAGAUCUAGAUACUGAAAUUAAAAAGCAGAGGUCAGAAGGAAAAAAUAUUACCUCUUUUUGCAUCAAUCACGAGUUGAGUGAGUACCUGGUAGUGAUGACUGAGAUGGAAGGGUGCGAACAGGCGAGUGGAUGGUUCAAUACUACAACUACAGAUGGAUCAAGGGAGCGUAAUAAAUGGUCAGAACCUCAUACGAGAAGAGGACUACUGUACACAAUAGUGUGUAAGGAUCCGUCAGAUGGACAAACAUUCUACGUUGUGACUUCGGAUGAGGAUAGAAUUGGAUCCAAAGUCAGAGAUACAUCCUUCUUCAGCUGAAUGUCUGACGAGUAAAAUUUAUCUUAAUCAAUUUCUUAAUUGAUAUUUAUUUUGACCCAAAGCUACUAUACCAACUGUUUAUUUCAGUGAGUUAACUGCUUCAUCUGCUGUGAACUAAAUUCACACAAUACAAUAGUGAACUUUAAAACCGAUCAUUUCAAUGAUAGAACAAUUUUUGCAGUGAAUAGUUGUUGAAAUAAAAACUGCUUUUAAUUUGGAAAAAAGUGCAUUGUGCAGAUAUUGCGCUUACUGAGUUUUUAAACGAAAGCAGAAAAUAUAGCAAAAUUCUUAGCCCUUCUUUAAAGUAUAGAUUAGUUUCAUUAAAUUGUUUUAUUAAAUCGAUAUUUUCAUCCUAGUAUUUUUUCAGACAAGCAGUUUGCCUUAACUCUAUAACUGUUUUUUGAAAUCAAUCAGAGUUUGAUUUUAUCCUAUACAACUAGUAAAAAAUACAAUAAUGUUUAAAAAAGCAUUUGUAAACAGAUUCAUAUUCAAUCAAGCGACCAGUUUUCUUUAGCCGAUACUUAUAGUUCCUAUCAAAUUAUUAUGAUUUAAAUGAUGUUUUUGAUUGAUCAGCAAAAAAUUGUG